CAGCGAAUGAAUACAAAAAAAAAGAGUAAGCAGCGGAUAACACAUGGAUGAGCCGCUGAAAAAAAGGUGAAUUAAAAAAAAGGCAGGGACCAAUGAUGAGCGUGAGUGGAGCACGGAAGGAUGAAGCUCAAUCUACAAAAAAAACCGGGUGUAUAUACACCGGAUGUACCAAUUUGCGCCACCCUACGGAAGAUCAUGAACAACUGGGUCCAGUUACUCCAGUAAUCUAACAAUAGCUUAAGCGAAUGUAAUCGAGGAACGACUUCUUUUUCUAUCUUCCUCUCUAAUCUUUCAGUCUUCCGUGACUUCUCUUGAAUUUCUUUUGAACAGCAGAGCGUACCAGCGAACGAUCAAGCGGCGGGAGUGAGGCAGGUGACUAACGGCAGUUCCGUUUUUCCCGGCGGCGGCCACCAGGCGCUUCGUCCAUAGUAUCUUGAAGCAGUACAGGUGAAGUUAGCUUCCUCAAUGGGAUAUUGUGUGAACCAUUUCGUGUCACUGAGUAUUAUAGCUGCAGCUCCUUUGCAACCUAGAAACACGUGUGCCUUUUUUUUUACCAAACCAUCUGGCAGAAAAACUUGCAGCAGUAAUGUUACCCGUAAAAUGAGGCAACCAUCAAUGGCUGAAGGAAUCUCUGCUUCUACUUACAAAAGAUUUGCUCGCUUUGCUUUGGAAGAAACCAGGAAACAAACCCAAUUGAGCCCUUCUCUGUUACAGGAUACAUUUGGUUGCUCGGUUGCUUAUCUGCCAUUGAGUCACCUUAGAUUAGACUGCUCCAGUAUUUAUCCAUUGAGGGGAGUGAUGGAGUGCAGGGUUGUCUACAAAAACAACAAGAAAGCAGUAUCUUUAACCUUUUCAUCACCAUCUUCGUUUUACCAAUAUUCUUCAGAACGCCCUGUAAUUUUCACUAAAUUCUCACCAAGUCCUGGGACUUCAACUUCCUUACUGAGGAAACCACUGUCAUGUUCCAAAUCUUCUUCUGAAGAAGCAGAGAUCUCUGGAAAGGAAGAAGGGUGGCUGCAGAGGCUGCCAGAGAAGCAGAAGGCUCUCUAUGCUCACAGCUUGCCCUGCAUAGAGGCCUGGCUUGGGAGUUUAGGGUUUUACCAGAGCAAAGAAGACAGAGCUGUUUGGUUUGUGGAAAAUCCUGAUUGGCACGCUCAGUUAUCUCUUGAUAUUACGGACCUAUACAUAAGGUACCUUAAGAGUGGACCGGGAGGGCUAGAGAAAGAUGUGGAGAGAAGAUUCAGCUAUGCACUCAGUAGGGAAGACAUUGAGAAUGCCAUCCUUGGUGGCCCAUAAGGAACACCUGUCUAGGCUUAAUACAAAAGGAAGAGAAAAGCAACAGUACCUCUCUAGGCACAUAUAUUGCAACAGAGAUGUUUACCUCCAACAUGUAGUGAAAAUUUUUUCUUACUGCCUGCCAUGCAUGCCCUGAUAAAUCAAUGGUGGGUAGUACCAACCUACCAAAAGUACUUAGGGGGCCGUAAACGGAUGGUGGACUACUCGUGUUUGGACUCGUUUAGCGUUUGUAUGUGACUUGUUUUAGAGCUUGAUUGUUAAGUGAACAAGGGUUGGACAAUGAGAAGCUCAUUUGAUUUAGGCUCAUGAACAACUCGAUCAAAGUGUGGUCAUGAACACAUUCUGUUGUAGUUCAUAUAAGGGUGUAGUGGUGUACACGAAAAGUUCUGAUAAGUGAUCAUAGUUUUGUAUCUUUCUUUAUAAACUGUGAGUCAUGGUUUACUUGUUUUAACGAUGUGAAAAUAAAGUUAAACGGACUCGUUUUCGAAUGAUGAACCUAUAGACAUGAGCACAUACGUAAUAUAAGUUUAAAGUUGACUUGGCUA
Messenger RNA from Cuscuta epithymum, 1841 nucleotides. NCBI's taxonomy places the organism in Eukaryota, Viridiplantae, Streptophyta, Magnoliopsida, Solanales, Convolvulaceae. The record is from the annotation of a GenBank genome assembly.